Plasmodium vivax (malaria parasite P. vivax) is the source of this 1373-nucleotide messenger RNA. Its product is annotated as variable surface protein Vir4, putative. Lineage: Eukaryota; Apicomplexa; Aconoidasida; Haemosporida; Plasmodiidae. The transcript is spliced from 3 exons. The record is from RefSeq and is a predicted model, not a curated record. Bases 1 to 1047 code for a protein of 348 amino acids.
AUGACUGAAAAAGAUUAUUUUGGAAAACUAAUUAGUGUUAUUGAAACAAUUUCGAGUGAUUUUAAUUCAGAAAAAUUUUAUAAUUAUUUGAAUAAUUAUGAUGGUUUAAAUGAAUACUAUAAAUAUUGUACUUCCUUAGAUCCUCUAUCCAGUACAAUUAAAUACAAAAACCUUAGAAUACUAUGUGCACAGCUUGUAAAAUAUUUAAAAACUACAUAUAUUCUAUUUAACAAAGAAGAACUUAAAUAUAAUCCUUGUAUCCUUUUGAAUUAUUGGUUAUACAGUAGAUUAGUGAAUAUUCUUCGUACUGAAGAUAGUUCUGUUAUUGCCCUUACUUUGGGUAAACUCGAACUAAUAUGGAAUGAUAUUGUUGGACACGCAUCAUAUAAAUCUUCUUAUAAUAAGUGCGUGCCUGACAACAGUAUUGUUACUCAGAGUGACUGGAGAAAAAGAAAGAGAUUGUAUGAUUAUUGUGUUAAUUAUGAUUCAAUUAAAAAAAUUAUCCCAAAUUUUGGAAAAUCGUGCCCAGAAUAUUGGUCCUACGUUGAAAGUCACACUUCAUUAUAUAAAUAUUUUGAUACACACUGUCCUAAGUCUAAUUAUCAAUGCCCAGAAUUCUAUAAAGAAUGCAAGCAAUAUGAUCCAAGAGAUGUGUUAGAGUCUUUUGAUUGUCAUGCAAAGAUGAAGCAAAAGAAAGAUGAAGAAGCUGCUGCAAAUGCUAGACCAGCAUUACCGGCAAGUAUAUCUGCAGAUCAAGAACAAGAUUCUCGAAUCCCAGGCGGUUUACAGAGUCCACAUAACGGUACUCACCCAACUAAAAAAACUGGUGACAUACUUUUGGGAGUAGUUGCGACUUCCCUAACUUCUGGAGCUUUAUAUAGGUUUACACCCUUAGGAAGAAUUAUACGCAAUAGAUUUGGAAGGAACAAUAAUAGUAUGGGAAAUAUACAUGGAGGCGAAUAUGGAUUAUUUGAUUAUGCAUCAGAAUCAUAUAAUCCAUUUACAGGGGGAGGUGAAGAACAUUAUAUUGGGUACCAACCUGCGUAAUAAUAUUAGUACAAAACAGUUAAGUAUAUCAAAUUAAUAUGAACACGUGUAAUUCUGUACCAGAAAAUUUUAUGUAAAAACAAUUAUUCUGAUCCAUAGAAAGCAUACAUAAAACAUACAUAUGCAUUAAUGAGUAUAAACCAAAAAUAUUUAUAUAAAAUAUAUAUUAAAAAAUUGGACAAAUAAAUAAUUAUUAAGAUAAAUAAAUUGAUUGUAAAUAUGAAAAGUUUAUUUUUACCACUUAAUUGUGCAUUUCUAUUUUUUCCCAUGAAAUGCUUUAUAACUAAAAUUUAGAUAACCAUGUACAAUAUUAUUUAUUUAUUAUU